Molecule: messenger RNA, 1740 nt
Organism: Dichotomopilus funicola
Lineage: Eukaryota; Fungi; Ascomycota; Sordariomycetes; Sordariales; Chaetomiaceae
Exons: 6
Coding region: 1-1740 (579 amino acids)
Source: RefSeq, a predicted model, not a curated record
AUGCCGAGGGACUUGCUGCGCGCCAUGACGGGCGGCAUGUCAAAGAAGCCGGGCGAGCCGCCGCUGCAACCUAUGAUCACCUCGCAGGCGAUUGAAGAGAUUGAGGAUGCGCUGGGAGAUGUUGGCCGAGGCACCGACUACCCGAUGGCCCGGAAACGGCGGGGCUCGUCGUCGUCCAAGGAUGACACUCAACCGACCGGCCCGCCCCCGGUACCCCCAAAACACAAGCUGCUCCGCCAGAUCCCCGUCUUUGAGAGCGGAACCUCGUUGCCCCUUCCCAGAGUGCGUGGUGCGAGUGCCCCGGAGCAUACGACCGACGACCACGAGUGGAAUGCGGGGUGCAAGAAUCUCUUGUUCGACGAGGACCGUGACCAGGGAAAUCGGCAGGAGGGAAACGAUUUUGACCUUCUAAUCCCGCCCAUGCCGACUUGGUCACCACCACCGGUACCCCCUCCGCAUACAACUCCGUGGUACCCUCCGCAGGAAUUGCGGCACGAAGUCGGCGACGAAAAUUCGCAUCAGCCAGUCGAAACCACCACUGCGGCGCCUAUCGUCACUCGUCGCCCCCCCUCCGCGUCGGCACCUCCCAAGCCGACUCCAAAGUACUCGCUCUUUCCGAAACUGGGAAAUCGAGACCCAGCGAAGAUCAUGUCGUCGUCGCCUUCGCCGCGGGCUUCGCCCAAGCCGCCGGCCAUCCCAGAUCGCAACCCGGCGCGCAUGCGUCAGGUGUCGGGAGUGUCCAUGGCGGCUUCGGAUGUGAGCCGGGCCUCGUCGUCGAGCUAUGUUGCUGGGGGAGAGCUUCCGCGUCCGAUCCAAUCAAGCGACCUCAUCCCAGAUGCUUCGACUAUUCCACCUCCGCCUGCGUUUCGCCACAACUGGGACACCCCCAACCGUGCCCGCGCCCGUGGUGCUGUCAACCCGGCUACAUCGCACCAUGCGGGGUACACCGGUCGGCCGGUCGGUUCUCGACCUCGGCCUCAGCCGAGACCUCAGCAGGGUCAGACCACUCAGACGGUUCCCCAGGGCCGUGAUUCUCUGACUGCGGGUGCCUUUCCGGAGCCGACAAUCCCCGUUCUGUUCCCCGAGGCCAUUAACACUGCCACCCGCGCUGCUUUUCGGCAGCCCAUGACUACCACAUCGGCCCGAGACUCGACUGCCUUUCAGACGGGCCAGUUCACCUACUACCCGGUGAUGAGCCCGUACGAGGCCGAAGCGGCGAUUGGAUCUGGCGGUACUCCCUCAGGCGUGUACCAAACGGUGACCACCCUCCCAGACCCCGCCCGCGGCACUACCACCACCGCCUCUUCAGAAUCAACCGCCACAUCCCGUCCCACCACCGCUGUGACAGCCACGGGCUCCUCGACGUCCACCAUCUCCACCGUCUCGUCGAUGUCCACACUCAGGUCGACAUUCGCUCCGACCCCGCAGUCGGCAUCUACCCAGACGUCCACGCCCACGCCAACAUCCACGUCUACGGCGAUUCCCACGCCUGCCUCCAUGUCGGCGGCCCGGAUGUUUCCGGCCUUGGACCAUGACUUGAUGUCGGCUGAGCAAGCGGCUGCGGCCGUGGAGGCGGCUAGACAUGUGCGGAACACGAUUUUUAUUGAUUGCGGGUUUGAUAUGCCGCCGGUUCAGGGGGGUGAUGAGGGCGGUGCGGGUAAGGGUGGAAAUGGUGGAAUGAAUCGGUCGUCGUCGUAUUAUGGGGAGGAGAAGGAAGAGGAGAAAGAGGAGAAGAAAUAG